This is a messenger RNA of Melanotaenia boesemani (Boeseman's rainbowfish), 2602 nucleotides long. Its product is annotated as E3 ubiquitin-protein ligase TRIM16-like. The transcript has a single exon. Lineage: Eukaryota; Metazoa; Chordata; Actinopteri; Atheriniformes; Melanotaeniidae. Bases 68 to 1732 code for a protein of 554 amino acids. The record is from RefSeq and is a predicted model, not a curated record. Gene Ontology annotation, molecular function: zinc ion binding; protein binding.
CAGGAAAGGAGGAGCUUUUCUCUGGCAACAGAAAGUGAAACUUAACAUUCACACAUCAAGGGGAGAAAUGGCGCAGCAAAUUAUUCAGCUGGAUCGAGAAAAACUGAGCUGUUCAAUCUGUUUGGACCUGCUGAAGGAUCCAGUCACUAUUCCCUGUGGACACAGCUACUGCUUGGGCUGCAUUAAAAACUACUGGGAUGAGGAGAAGAAAGCACACAGCUGCCCUCAGUGCAGGCAAAGCUUCACACCAAGGCCAGUUCUGGUAAAAAAUACCAUCUUAGUGGAGCUGGUGGAUGAACUAAAGAAAGCAGAGCUUCAACAUCCUUCACCUGGUCAUUCGUAUGAUGGACCUGGAGAUGUGGCCUGUGAUUUCUGUACCGGGGGGAAUCUGAAAGUCAUCAUGUCCUGUCUGAUUUGUAUGGCUUCGUACUGUGAGCUGCACCUCCAGCCUCACUACAACAUAGCUCCAUUAAAGAAGCACAAGCUGAUCAAAGCCACUUCAAAGCUUCAGGACAACAUCUGCAGUCGCCAUGACGAGGUGAUGAAGAUUUUCUGCCGCACUGAUCAGAAAUGCAUCUGUUAUCUCUGCUCUUUGGACGAGCAUAAAGGCCAUGAUACAGUCUCAGCUGCAACAGAAAGAGCUGAAAGGCAGACGGAGCUCGAGGUGAGUCGGCAAAAAAUCCAACAGAGGUUUCACGACAGAGAGAAAGAUGUGAAAGUACUUCAGCAAGAGGUGGAGGCCAUCAAUCUGUCUGCUGAUAAAGUUGUAAAAGAGAGUCAGAAGUUCUUCAAAGACUUGAUCAGUCUCAUUGAGAUACAAAGCUCAGAAGUGAAGCAGAAAAUCAGAUCCCAGCAGGAAGCCGAAGUUAGUCGAGCUGAAGAACUUCAGAAGAAGAUGCAGCAGGAGAUCACUGAGUUAAAAAGGAAAGAUGCUGAACUGGAGCAGCUCUCAUCAACAGAAGACCAUCUCCAUUUUCUAAACAGCUACCCAUCACUGUCACAUCUAAGUGACAGUACAGACUUACCCAGGACUCACCACACUCUCCGAUACUUUGAGGAAGUAGCUGCAGCUGUGUCAGAGGCCAGAGAUACGCUGCAGAAGGCUCUGAGUGAAGAAUGCUGGAAAAUCUCAGGUGCAGUAAAACAUGCAGAAGUUUUGUUGAGUCAAGGAGAGCCAGAUACCAGAGAAGAAUUUCAGAAAUAUUACUCUGAAAUCACACUGGAUCCAAAUACUGUGAAUACACGUUUAUUGUUGAACGAUACAAACAGAAAAGCAACAAAAGGAUUAAAGGACCAGUUUUAUCCAAGUCACUCGGACAGAUUUGUUGAAUGGUGGCAGGUCCUGAGUGUGACGGGUCUGAGUGGACGUUGCUAUUGGGAGAUGAAGUGGAGUGGGAAAGUUAUAGUGGCAGUUGCAUACAAGGAUAUCAGCCGUGCUGGGACCAGGGAUGAAUGUGGACUAGGACUAAAUGAUAAGUCUUGGGCAUUGACGUGUUCAACCACUGGUUAUGAAUUCAGACAUAACAACAUUUCCACUUCCAUCUCAGGUCCCAAGUCCUGCAGAAUAGGGGUGUAUUUGGAUCACAGAGCAGGUAUUCUGUCUUUCUACAGCAUCUCUGACACAAUGACUCUCCUCCACAAAGUUCAGACCAGGUUCACUCAGCCGCUCUAUCCUGGAUUCUGGCUUCCACAGAGUCGUGGAGACACUGUUGAGUUGUGCGAUUUAAAAUAAACAAGAGUGAUUAAUCUAUGUUGUUGUUGUUGUUAUGAGCAAAAGUCAGUUGGUUCUAAUAAUCAGAUAGUUAUUUAUAGCUGUAUACAGAUGUGGAUUUAAGUUUGUUACUUUGGACACUGUCAUAUGGCCAAAUGAUUUUAACACAAUUCAAAAAUGUGAUUUUAGUUUAAUCACAUAUUCAUUUACUUAAAUUAACCUUUUGGUACCUGGAUACACUGAAUACUUUUAUCUCAUGAGCAUAAAGAGAAUUUACUGUAAAGCUGCUGUUGGUUAAACAAUUUUUUAAGGAUGAAUUUAAUCAUCCGCAGUAGUAAUAAUUUUAUGGAAUUACUUGUUCGAAUAAAGUUUUAGACAUCCAACAAAUGAGUAAAGUAAAAAGUAAUAAUUUCCCCUUUUCUGAUUAAUAUUCACAUAAUAUAGAUGUAACACUUCAUUAGUUGACAUCUUUCAUUAACACAAUGUUUUUGUAUCACUGAUUUCCUGAAAUGUUUGAGUGAUCAUCUCUAAAUGUGUUUUAUUUGCAAUCGUUUCCAGAAAAAGAUUAAAUGUAUUCAUCCAUUUUCUAUAAUAUAGCUGCUUGCUUUCAUUCAUAAAUUGAAAUCUUUUGUGAAAAAUUACAUUCCUUUUUUUAAAUGUUUAACUAUGGCUAAGAAAUUAAUCAAAUGUGGACAAACUUUUGUUAAACUGUCAAUUUAGACAUGGAUCAAUAAAGUUUGGUGUUUAUGUGGUACUGAAGUGAAAAGCUGUGUGCCAGGGUUUGAGCUAAACUAUUAAAUUAUAUGUAAGUUCUGUAAUGAUGGUAUGUAUUUUUAAAAAUUCUAUUAAAAGUUCUUUUUUCAGUUUAAAUGGUCCAAAUUCAUACUUCCA